CAAAUUGAAGUUGUCUGCCUUGGUUCUUCACGUAACACACACUCCUUGCCGUUAAGUCAGGUACUGGAGAGACUGUCAUCACACUGACACUGAUGGAAACGGAAAUGGAAGCCGUUGAAAAUGGGAACGACGCGACCGUUACCGAGAGCAACGUCCCAGUGGCCAUAGACGGCGGCGAAGCAGCUGAAGGAGGAGGCGAUGGGGGAAGCCGUGGCGAUUCGGCGAUCGGAGGGCGAAAGCGGAAGGAGCGAGUGAAGGGGCCGUGGUCGCCUGAGGAAGAUGUGAUACUGAGUGAACUGGUGAGCAAGUUCGGGGCGAGGAAUUGGAGCUUGAUUGCCCGAGGAAUCGCCGGUCGUUCUGGCAAGUCGUGUCGGCUUCGUUGGUGUAAUCAGCUUGACCCUGCCGUUAAGCGCAAGCCGUUUACUGAUGAGGAGGAUCAGAUGAUAAUUUCGGCACAUGCAGUACAUGGGAACAAAUGGGCAGUGAUCGCAAGGCUUCUACCUGGAAGAACAGACAAUGCUAUUAAAAAUCACUGGAAUUCGACAUUGCGGCGUCGGUGCAUGGAGCUUGGUAGAAUAAAAUCAGAAUCUGAACAUAUGGCGGAAGAUGCUAGCUUGGACAAGACCAAGGCAUCAUCUGAAGAAACUCUGUCUUGUGCUGAGGACAGUUCAUUCAGAUCUAUGGAAGGAAAAGAUGUAAGCUCUUUGGAAAAGUUAGAUACUCAAUUAAAGGGCAAAUCACUGACAGGGAUUCAAUCUAGUCAUGAAUCAAUUGAACCACCUACUCUUUUCCGUCCUGUAGCACGUGUGAGUGCUUUUAAUGUUUAUAAUCAUGUGGAUAGACCAGAAUUUGUUUUGCCGUGUUCAAGGCCUGUUCUAAUGCAAGGACCUCUAAUUCAAACAUCAAAGCCAGAUGUUGGGAUCUGCAAAUUGCAUGAAGGAGUUUACAAGGAAGGUAUAGUGCCUCUACAAUGUGGUCAUGGCUGUUGUGGGACUCAGAAUGUUAGAAAUGGAAACAGUAACUCUUUGCUGGGGCCAGAAUUUGUGGAAUUCUCAGAACCCCCAUCUUUUCCAAAUUAUGAAUUGGCUGCAAUAGCCUCUGAUAUAAGUAACCUUGCUUGGCUGAAAAGUGGAUUAGAAAAUAACAGUGUCAGACCAAUGGAUGAUGCAGCUGGUGGUACAACUUCUCAUAGAUCUCAAGUGUGCACGGGACAUUUUGAAAAGACCAGAAUGAGUGAUCAUUUCCAUAUUGAAGAGAGAAACAAGAAGUUGAUGGGCAGAAUGACCAACCUGCUGUCAACAUAGAAUCGGAGGCAAUGGUACUUCCAGGUUGAGACAUCGCCUUGACCUUGGUAUGUAUUAAUGUCUAGCGGUGGUCAGAAAAAUGAUCAAGAGUGGUAGUCGAGGCUUUACAAUAGCUCUGAAUUAGCUUGGGGUUGAUGCAGGAAUGAGAUCCUGGUUUCUUCUGUGUUUGAAGUAAACGCCAUAUGGUACUGAACUACAAGAAAGGCUUGAUUGUUUCAUGGUCAUUGCAAUGCUUGAUCUAUAUGCUUAAAUGGUCAGUGGUUGACAAAUUUGAUACUGGGGAGCUUGUUUACAUUUUCAUUUUACAAAAACCAAAAUAACCUGUUAACAUCCCUGUACCAGCUUGAAUUGAUGACAAAGUUUGGAAGCAUUGAUUUACAUUCUGAUUACUACUCUUCAUCUUUUUUGUUGUGUAUGUAUUUGUUCUCGUUUGUAUUGAAGUUUUCACUAACUUUGUUGGGCUUAAGAAUGUCUUCCCCAGUAUCCAAAUUGACUGAUUUGAGGGAUGAUUUUAACAAUACAGAGCACUAGCAUUUGCCUGUAAGGGAGAAAUAUCUUGUUACACUCAUGAUUGGCUGAAUAGCUAGUGGGAAAGGUAUGGCCUAUGGUAGAACGUAGACUAGUAGCGACAGUUAAAGAGAACAUGGGAUAAGAAGUUGCUACCUGGAUGAAUUGCUCUUGUAAGUGUGGGGAAGUCUUGUGAGGGAGUAGUGGAGUUUCCAGUUGAGGUAUGGCUUCCACUACUCGUGGGUCUUGAUUUUGUUGCUGUUGGUACCCCUGUAAGGAAUGCUUCAUUCCUGGUAAUUUAUGAAAGUUCAUCUUUGCCUUUCAAAAAAAAAAAAAAUUGCUCGUGUUUAGUGCUUGAAUGGCAUUGAUGCCAAAGAGUAACGUGGAUAAAAAGCGUAAAGUA
Theobroma cacao (cacao) is the source of this 2214-nucleotide messenger RNA. RefSeq names its product myb domain protein 1 (gene MYB1). The record is from RefSeq and is a predicted model, not a curated record. Gene Ontology annotation, cellular component: nucleus. Gene Ontology annotation, molecular function: RNA polymerase II cis-regulatory region sequence-specific DNA binding; DNA-binding transcription factor activity, RNA polymerase II-specific. Lineage: Eukaryota; Viridiplantae; Streptophyta; Magnoliopsida; Malvales; Malvaceae. Gene Ontology annotation, biological process: regulation of DNA-templated transcription.